AUGCGUCCAUCACAAAACCAUCACGGAAGUAAGAAGAUCAAGCGAUCAACUUCUUCUCCCUUUUCAUCAUCAUCACCUCCCAUGUUUCAAGACGUUUCCGAUCAUGAUGAAGAUGGAGAUGAAAUCAUUGAUAUGACUUCGGAACAAGAAGGAUCCAAUAAUAAUAAUAAUAAUAAUAACAAUAAUACAACAUCAUCAAAUCCAAUCAUUGAGGAAAGUCAUUUGGAACCAAAAACGAGAAGGAGAAGUAGUAGUGGAGGAAGCUCUUCUGGUGCUAGACAUCGUAGACAUCACCAUGACGAUCAUCAGCCAAGUCAUGGCGUAGGAUUUGAAGAAUUGAGCGACGAAGAAGAAGAGGAUGAAGAUGAAGACGUUGAAGUAAUUGACAAUUCAGAUUAUAGCCACAAAGAACCCCAUCAUUUCCAUUCGGAAAUUCAAGAGUCAAAUCAACAACGACAAGUACAAUCUGCACGUCCUUUUCAAAUCGAAGAACAAUUAGAGCAUGAGGAAAGUGAAGGAGAAGAUGAGGAAGGCAACCGAUACACACGAACCACCAAAACAUUUGAAUCACCUCAAGGAGGUUUAAAAACCACAACCACUCGUAAAGUGAUUGAUAAAGAGGGUCGUGUAAUUUCCACAUCCACCUCAACGACAUCCAAGUCCAACAGUGGUAAUAUUCCAGUUUAUGUAAAAAGGCAACAGCAGGUUUCUUCACAUCCAGGUGGUGGUGGCGUCACUUCAUCAACAGUUUCCUUUUCAUCUUCAUCCGGUUCAGCACCUCCUUCCAUGAUUCAUCAUCAAUUUGGCUCUAAUGGCAAUGCAGGUGGUACCAUGAUGAACGUAUUUGACUCGAAUAAUAUUGCCAAUCCAUUUGCAAAUGAUCCAUUCUUUUCACGUCCUUUUGGAAGCUCCAUGUUUGCAAAUGAUCCAUUCUUUUCAAAUCCAUUUGGUUCGAUUAUGGAGCAGCAUAGAAACAUGAUGAGAUCAUUCCAACAGCAACAACAACAAUUCUUUCAGCAACCAUUCUUUCAACAACAACAACCUCAAUUUUCCAACCAAUUUAUGAGCUCUCAACAACCAAAUCAGCAGCAACAACAAUUCUUUAGCCAACAAAAUGCAGGACAAUUUGUAAAUACGUCUAACUUUAAUCCUCAGCAACAGCAACAACAACAGACUAGACAGCAACCUUACGGCCAAUAA
This is a messenger RNA of Naegleria lovaniensis, 1200 nucleotides long. RefSeq lists its product as uncharacterized. The transcript has a single exon. Bases 1 to 1200 code for a protein of 399 amino acids. Lineage: Eukaryota; Heterolobosea; Eutetramitea; Acrasida; Naegleriidae. The record is from RefSeq and is a predicted model, not a curated record.